Messenger RNA from Silurus meridionalis, 5603 nucleotides. It is a transcript of the gene smad3a, whose product is annotated as SMAD family member 3a. The coding region runs from base 404 to 1681 and encodes 425 amino acids. The record is from RefSeq and is a predicted model, not a curated record. NCBI's taxonomy places the organism in Eukaryota, Metazoa, Chordata, Actinopteri, Siluriformes, Siluridae. The transcript is spliced from 9 exons. Gene Ontology annotation, cellular component: heteromeric SMAD protein complex. Gene Ontology annotation, biological process: cell differentiation; anatomical structure morphogenesis; transforming growth factor beta receptor signaling pathway. Gene Ontology annotation, molecular function: DNA-binding transcription factor activity, RNA polymerase II-specific; I-SMAD binding; RNA polymerase II cis-regulatory region sequence-specific DNA binding.
AAACUUUUAGUAAGAGUCGCAGGAUAGAUGAUAGAGAGAUGUCACCAUGGGAAAAGAAAGUACAGCGCGGUAUAGCAGAUACAGCAAAAGUGGGGUUGCUUAUUUGUUGGUUUUCUAGCAAAAGAGAAUAGUCGGGAUACUGGGACUAUAUUUGUGCGCGGAAGGAUACAGCACCAGUGCCGCUCCAGGGUGCAGGCGGAGAUCUCGCAAACGCAGGCACGUCUUAAGUCUAAUCUGCGCUGCAACCUUGUAGCACAUGAUCCUGUCAUCUGCCAUCCGGGCUGGGGUUUAAUCCACAUCUCCGCACUGGAAACAUUUUCAGCCAUCUUUUUUUUCUUUCCGUAUAAAAGUGCGCUCAAGAGAGAACGAGAUCCACAGCAAGAGCGAAAGUUGGAAGUUCACAAUGUCUAUUUUACCUUUCACUCCCCCCAUCGUAAAAAGACUUCUGGGGUGGAAAAAAGGCGAGCAGAACAGCCAGGAGGAGAAAUGGUGCGAGAAGGCGGUCAAAAGCCUGGUGAAGAAGCUGAAGAAGACCGGCCAGCUGGACGAGCUGGAGAAAGCCAUCACCACCCAGAACAUCAACACCAAGUGUAUCACCAUCCCGAGGUCUCUGGAUGGGAGGUUACAGGUGUCUCAUAGAAAGGGUCUUCCUCAUGUGAUCUACUGCCGGCUGUGGCGCUGGCCCGACCUUCAGUCUCACCACGAGCUCAGAGCCAUGGAGCUGUGCGAGUUUGCUUUCCAUAUGAAGAAGGACGAGGUGUGUGUGAACCCAUACCAUUAUCAGCGUGUAGAAACGCCAGUUCUUCCACCAGUUCUGGUCCCUCGGCACACUGAGAUUCCCAGUGAGUUUCCUCCUCUGGAUGACUACAGUCACUCCAUACCUGAAAACACCAACUUCCCCGCUGGCAUUGAACCACCAAGCAACUACAUUGCAGAAACACCUCCUCCAGGCUACCUCAGUGAGGAUGGGGAGACGAGUGACUAUUCCCUGAACCCUAGCAUGGACACAGGAUCUCCAAGCCUUUCACCAAAUUCUUUAUCUCCACCCCCGAGCACCUUAGACCUGCAGCCUGUGACGUACUGUGAGCCAGCGUUCUGGUGCUCCAUAUCCUACUAUGAGCUGAAUCAGCGAGUGGGGGAGAUCUUCCACGCAUCCCAGCCCUCUCUCACAGUAGACGGGUUUACCGAUCCAUCCAACUCAGAGCGUUUCUGCCUGGGCCUCCUGUCCAAUAUUAACCGCAACGCUGCUGUGGAGCUCACACGCAGACACAUCGGCCGAGGAGUGCGUUUAUACUACAUAGGAGGCGAGGUGUUUGCUGAGUGUCUCAGUGACAGCGCCAUCUUUGUUCAGAGUCCCAACUGCAACCAGCGUUAUGGCUGGCACCCUGCCACCGUCUGCAAGAUCCCCCCAGGCUGUAAUCUUAAGAUCUUCAAUAAUCAAGAGUUUGCAGCUCUUUUGGCCCAGUCGGUAAACCAAGGCUUCGAGGCAGUGUAUCAGCUGACCCGCAUGUGCACCAUCCGCAUGAGCUUUGUCAAGGGCUGGGGAGCCGAGUACAGGCGGCAGACGGUUACUAGCACCCCCUGCUGGAUAGAGCUGCACCUAAACGGACCCCUGCAGUGGCUUGACAAAGUUCUCACCCAGAUGGGCUCUCCCUCCAUCCGCUGCUCCAGCGAGUCCUAGGAAGAUCCUCUUAAUAACACCACAGGAAGUAGCCAAAAAACCAAAAACCCACCAACAUAUACAUAUUCCUGUAGGAAACGAGAUCCUAAAAGCCAAAUCGGAAACUAGAGCCUUUCCAACACUCACCACUUUCAGUAGCACUUUCGCACAUGUUGAUCUCAAAAAAAGGAAGCGUGUAAUAAACAGUGCAAUUUUUGCUCCUGCUUCGUCCAUAUCGUUUAUCACCGAUGUUCUGUUUAGCACCUUGGAUUUCGGUGAACCAAAUCCAUUGGGUUGAUCAUGUGUACUGUAGAUUUCCCCUAUUUGUUGUCUUUUUGUGUACAGUAAAAUGGAUUUUUUAAAAUACAUGCAAGUUGUCUAUAUUUCGGUUGAUUUUCGUUUGAACAAAAUAACAGAAGAAAGCUCAUAAUGUAGUAUUUUAGAAAUGUUGAUGUGAGGUUAUGACUCAUCCUGGGCGUCUUUCUGUCACCUACAUGCUUGCCAUUUUAUUUCAUUCUUACUGGUUUUUUUGGAGUCUCAUGCCAGGAAUGUGCACAUUCAAACAAAAACCUUCAGAUUAUUCUUCAGAUGAAAAAGUCCAAUUAUGAUCAUUAAUUGUUAGGAAUGCACUCACAUUUUCCAACCUAAUGUCUGUUCACCACAUCUGAAGUGUAGGUGUGGUUACUACAGACAUGAAUUUUCAACACGUCUCCCUGUAGUGAAAAAAAAACACACACGCACACACAGAAAGCCUGUUUACUCAAAACUCACCUUUGAUGUAGGUGGCAGCUGUUGCGGUGUCAGAAAAACGGUUAAUGCCACAGGUCAUAAAACAGUUUCAUAAAUUCUUUAGUCAAAGGCGUUUUAGAGUAUUUUUCUAGUAUUGUUUUAGUCUGUGCAGCGGUAUUGUGUGUGUGUUUUCAAACGUGUGUAUGGAACCCUGGGAAAACCCUGUUACGUUCAACAAAAACACAGAGUAAAAUUAUAUUUACAUAUCACAUCAUUUGACACCUCUACUUUAAAAAACUAUGUAUUUUACCAAAAAUGAUAUGGAAAUUAUACUUUUUAAUCAAAUCUUUUUUUUUUUUUUUAUUCACAGUAAAACUCACACCUUGAAGUUCAAAUCAUUACAGUAAAUGCUGUAGCAAAAAAAAAAAAAAAAUAGCACAUACGUUGAAUUAAUUUACUUUAUUAUUGAAAUAUCAGCUGUGAAAACGUGAAGCUCCAUGAAGCAAACUUUACGAAAUGUUUGAACGUGAAUCAUGAUUGCUUUAGGAAGAAAAAAAAAUAGAACUGGUAGAAAAUGCUAACGUUUUUUUAUAAAGGGGUUUCCCAGGGUGGUACUCAUGGAAUUCCAUAAAUGUCAUUAGACGUCCAUUAUAAGUGAUUUUCUUUUUCUCGGCACAGAGGAAAGUGUGGAAAUCCUUUGUGGUAACAACAAGAAAAAAAACUACACCCCUCCAGCUGAUAAAGAUUAGGUUUAGAAAGUAAGUAGCACGACCCUCACCAUAAGCAGUCACACCGGCACAUAUUUUGCGGCAUUAAGAAAACACAGUGACGGUGGGCAGAGCGAGGGAAGGGUGUCGCUGUAGAUUACUGACAGAUGAAAGGUUGUUAUUACUCCUGUGGUAGAGCUCCACAUCAGUGUUUUUAAUCUGUCUGCAUGGAGCCAUGCCAAGUCUUGCACCGUGUGCAUGUGUGUUCUUGUAAGAUGGUGCUUAUUGGUAGCUGUUUAAUCUGCAUGCCAGCUGUCUUUACUGUGUGCUUGAAUGCGUCUCGCCCGGCUCGCACUGAGUUCAGAUAUCGGAGUUGACACUCAGCUUUCCUUCCUGUAUGUGGUGGAAGGUGUGAGGAACUGAAAUCUGUGCUCCAGCUCUGCCUUUGUGUCAGUCUGGACUGUAUUUGCAGCAGGAACUCUGGGUGUAUAUAAAUUACAACCUCAGAUAUCAAUAGACAGCUUGUCGUAGUGGCUCACAUUGCUUCUUCUUCAGCAUUGAUGGAAUUGGAUUUCAUUUUGUUUGUCGGUUGUAAAAAAAAAAAACAUGUUAUCAUUCAGAAAUGAGCUAUAGUUUCUUGUUGUUUUGUAUAUUCAGGUUAAAUACGGUUGAUUCAUCUCAAACUCACCUCAGUGUAUAAAUAAUGUACUUUUAAUGACUUAAUAUACAAUAAACGUUGCCUUUCAAGGUGCUGCAUAUUACAAUAUAAAUUAUUAUUAUUAUUAUUAUUAUAAAAGGCUCAUAAGCGUCAUUAAUUAUAAUAAUAUGAAAUACCUAUAACAAUAUAAUGAUUAUUAAUAAUAAUGGAUAUUAUUAUUAUUAUUUUUUUUAAUAAUCAGUAUAAACAUUACAGUACCGUAUACAAUAUACUGUAGCGCUGAGCUACGGCAACACUAACAGGACAAAAUUUCAGUUAGACUGCACCUUUUAGAGGAAGUAUGAAUUUCCACAGCAAAACAUAGACCAGAUUUUAUGCAUUAUAAUAAAAAUAAAUAAAUAAAUAAAACACAAAAUAAUUUAGUUUGGAAAUUCGGGACAGUCGUACAGUCGUGGUUAAAUAAUACUAUACAAAACACGCAUUAAUUAUAUGCUAAAUGUUUCUAUAAGCUAUUUUGAUUAAAUAAAAUGAAUGAAAAUGUAUCUAUGGGUAUAUGUAUGUAUAAAUUCUGGUACAUGUAUUUAUAUUCUAAACUUUUAUUUCAACCCAAACUGUUCAGUAUGUGCGGUUUUGUGACUUUCCUGCCACAAAGGCAAACAGUUCAGCUUAUGGACAAGCAUGCACGCGUCUUAUUUCCUCACACUCCUCAUGAAGCAGUGCGCAUUCAGAGUGUGCCUUCGCAUGAUUUUUUCUACUUUCGUUACUUAUCAGUUCAUGGUUUCUGAAUAGUUUGUAGAUAAUGCCGUUGCAUGCUUGUUUUCAGAGUUUGGGGAGAGUUUGCAAAAAAAAAAAAAAAAAAGAAUAAAAAAAAAGAGCCUUGGACAACCAUGACUUUUUUAUACUCCAGACAGAAUUCGGGGAUUCAAAAGCGAAACGUUGUGUAUAGCAGAUUGUGUUGAGUUUUUUUUUUUUUUUAGAGAAUGCCAUCAAAUCUUUGAAGAGACUUUUGGAAAUUGAAAAGAAAGCUAGGACUGUGCGUGAAUGAUACAAAUUCUUUAUGUAUGCUUUUUAACUUUCAAAGCAUUUUCGAUCAUUAUGAGAACAAUGCUAAUGGGCUGAGGGAGUGUGUCACCUGAGGGAGUGAUUAGAAACCUGAAGAAUGAAAGGUUGUCAUUAUUCCUGUAGUUCUACUCUUUAAUCUGCUCGCAUGGAGCCAUGCCAGGUGUCAUCGUUUCUGUGCGAGAUGGUUAGUAAUCGAUAUUCCAAAACGAUUCAGUUGUUGGAGUUUAAUUGCAGAAAGCUGCAUUGCAGGAUUUUAUGAGAGUUUAUGUUUAAGAUAGUUGUAUUAUGGAAACGUCACUAUUUUUGAAACUCCACUUUCCCAGCAACAGAUUAAAAGAGUUCUAUAGCAGAUAUUUUACUCCAUUUUGGCAUUUUUGCUAUAAUUAAAAAUAGGGUGUAUUAUUAAAAUAAACUAUGAUUAUUUGUGAUUGUUUAUAGCAGUUUUAUCCUGAUAUUGGCAUUUAUGGAUUACGGAUGAGACAUCCUAUUGCCAACCAACGGUAAAAAAAGGUUUUCAUACUUGAGAAAAGACAAUUUUACACAUUUUAUUUGAAGUUUAUCAGCAAAUUGUUGAGUUGACUUUGAUUAGUAUGCAUUAUUGUGCUUGUUAUUUUGUCGAUCGUUUUAUUAGGCUUAUUCUGUGACAUUGCGCUUAGCUGUGCUUAUGCUUUAAAUGUCUUUCUUUUUUUAUGAAAAUAUAUAUAUACUUUUUUUCUCCUCAUUUAAAGUGUCAGUUAUACUUCAUUGUUAUCAAUGUACUUUUAAUAAAAAAAAGAUAUAUCUCAAA